This is a messenger RNA of Procambarus clarkii (red swamp crayfish), 1771 nucleotides long. It is a transcript of the gene Sfxn1-3, whose product is annotated as Sideroflexin-1-3. Gene Ontology annotation, cellular component: mitochondrial inner membrane. Gene Ontology annotation, biological process: monoatomic ion transport; serine import into mitochondrion. The record is from RefSeq and is a predicted model, not a curated record. Gene Ontology annotation, molecular function: monoatomic ion transmembrane transporter activity. Lineage: Eukaryota; Metazoa; Arthropoda; Malacostraca; Decapoda; Cambaridae.
CUGGCACUGGUCUGGCACUGGUCUAGCUGGUUCUGUGUGGUGUAACAGCUGGUCCGGAGGCGUUUAUGUCUGUGCCAUUUCUCUUCGCAAACGAGAUACCUUUUGUAUUAAUUUUCAGGCCUGAACUAACUCGUGAAGGAAACAAGAUGAGCCGGAUUAACAUUGAUGAACCACGGUGGGAUCAGAGCACAUAUGAGGGUCGUGCCAAGCAUUUCUUCACCAUCACCAACCCUCUUAAUCUUUUGUGUUCACCAUCUGAAUUAGAAGUAGCCAAAGAUGUUGUAACUAAAUACAGGAAUGGAGAGGAAGUAAAUUUAUCAGAAGAUGCGAUAUGGAGGGCAAAAAGUAUUUACGACUCUGCUUUCCACCCCGACACCGGGGAAAAGAUGAUGCUGAUUGGCCGUAUGUCUGCACAAGUUCCCAUGAACAUGACUAUCACUGGAUGUAUGCUGACUUUCUACAAGACAACUCCAGCAGUUGUGUUCUGGCAGUGGAUCAACCAGUCUUUCAAUGCUAUCGUCAAUUACACAAACCGCUCUGGAGAGACUCCAAUUAGUGGGAAGCAGCUUGGAACAUCAUACGUACUUGCAACUGGAGGAGCUCUAAUCACAGCCCUUGGCUUGAAUAGUUUAGUUAAGAGUAUGCCUCCUUUAAUUGGACGUCUUGUGCCCUUCACAGCUGUGGCAGCUGCCAAUUGUGUUAACAUUCCUAUGAUGAGGAUGAAGGAGCUUCAGGAUGGAGUGACACUCUUGGACCAGAAUGGCAACAAAGUGGGCCAGAGCAAGACAGCGGCCAAAUGGGGCAUCGGUGCUGUGUGUGUUUCCCGAAUCAUGAUGGCCGCACCUGGCAUGGUAUUACCACCUAUUGUCAUGAAUAUCCUUGAAAAGCGUGGUACCCUGCAGCGUAGGCCAUGGAUAUCUGCUCCACUGCAAGUAGCUCUGUGUGGUGUGUGCCUCACAUUUGCCACCCCAGCCUGCUGUGCACUCUUCCCUCAAAAGUCGUCCAUUGCUGUAUCUAGUCUAGAGCCAGAAUUGCAGGAGAAGAUUCGCCAGCUACCGAAUGCACCGGAGACUGUGUACUAUAAUAAAGGGCUGUAGAAACAACUUCUCGCUGAAAUGUGGUCAUCAGCUAGAGUGAAAUUUUUCAUGUCUUACAGAGCCUUUUAAAUAUACAGUAUAUAUAAAAUAUAUACAGUAUAUAUAUAAUAUAUAUAUAUAUAUAUAUAUAAUAUAUAUAAAUAUAUAUAUAUGAAUGUGAUGUGAUAUAAGAAAACAUAUUUGCACAUUAUAGUUUCAUCCAGAACUUAAGACAUAUCAUUGUCCCUCAUUUUCCUUUUAGUAAUAUAAAGUGAAAACAAAAAAUAUCACUCAAAAAAAAAAAAAAAUACUUCAAAGAGCAUGGUAUCAAAAGGAAGAGUCUUUAGUUCAGAUCUGUUGGUGAAGGUUGUAGAAAUACAUUCUGAAAAAUGGGGUUUAUAUAUAAAGGCUUGCUUAUGUAGUGAGAAUAUAAAAACGGGAAGCUCAGCCCGAGGAGUUUAGAUCUUCGUGGCAUUAAGUAGCUAUGGUAGAAGUCAAACAUUUGCUGUGUCUUACCACAGGGCAAAUGCAUUUUGUAAUUCUUUUAACUUUAUUUUUUUUUAUAAUUCCAGGAGAUGAAGACUUUGUAUCAAUAUUUCUUUGUACAGUAUUAGCAAAUAGUAAAUGCAACUCUAUAGGGUUUUUCAGCAAUAUUGGAGGAUCAGUAUUGUAUUAUUAAUAAAGGUAGAAUAUUU